AUGCGGCGCGUUGUCGUGACGGGUCUUGGGGCGGUAACACCGCUAGGCGUUGGAGCUCGACGUACCUGGAAACGCUUGCUAGAUGGCCAUUGCGGUGUUGUCAACGUGAAAGAUCGCGAUGAGCGCUUCGCUGAGCAGCCUUGUCAAGUAGCUGCUGUGGUACCACAGGGUAGUCGUGAGGACGGAGGUUGGACAGCUUCGCAAUGGCUGGAACGUGGUGAGGAGCGUAAAAUGGCCAAAUUCGCUCAGUAUGCCAUGGCUGCCACAGAAGAGGCACUUCAAGAUGCAAACUGGAAGCCUGAGCCUUUUGAGCAGAGAGAAGUAACGGGUGUCUGCCUUGGUUCUGGCAUCGGCAACUUCGAUGAAAUGUACAACACAGUUGUUGCAUAUGAGAAAGGAGGCUACAAGAAAGUGAACCCACUCUUUGUGCCUAAGCUGCUGAUCAACCUCGGCGCUGGCCAUAUCUCUAUGAAAUAUAGAUUCAUGGGCCCGAAUCAUGCCGUUACCACGGCUUGCACAACCGGAGCUCAUUCCAUCGGCGACGCAGCUAGGUUCAUUGCCUGUGGUGACGCUGAUGUGAUGGUCGCUGGUGGCGCCGAGUCUUGUAUCCACCCUUUGGCCAUCGGUGGAUUUGCUCGUGCGAGAAGUCUCGCCACGGCCUUCAACGAUACCCCCGAAACUGCGUCACGGCCCUUUGACGCUGAUCGCGGGGGUUUUGUUGUCGGUGAGGGUGCUGCUGUGUUGAUUCUGGAGGAGUUAGAACAUGCCCUUGAAAGAGGAGCUAAGAUAUAUGCAGAGCUUAAAGGCUAUGGCUGCUCCGGUGAUGCACACCACAUGACAUCGCCCAAGGAGAAUGGCGAAGGCGCAUACAUGGCCAUGAAAAAGGCACUUAAGCAGGCUCAGCUCCGCCCUGCUGCCGUGGACUAUGUUAAUGCACACGCUACUUCAACAAUUGUUGGCGAUGCCGCGGAGAAUGCUGCUAUCAAGGCUCUUUUACUUGGCUCCGAGGGCAGAGAGAAAGCGGCCGAUGUCAAUGUCAGUAGCACCAAGGGUGCACUCGGCCAUCUUCUUGGUGGAGCUGGUGCUAUUGAAGCUCUAAUCUCCGUGCUUGCCAUUCAUGAAAACACCAUGCCACCCACCAUCAAUCUAGACCGACUGGCCAAUGGAUUUGACUGCAACUAUGCUGCAAAGGAACCACAAUCAAGGCAGAUUGAUGUGGCUUUGACGAAUAGCUUUGGAUUCGGUGGCACAAAUAGCAGCCUGUGCUUUGCGAAGUAUUAA
This is a messenger RNA of Penicillium salamii, 1281 nucleotides long. The record is from the annotation of a GenBank genome assembly. Lineage: Eukaryota; Fungi; Ascomycota; Eurotiomycetes; Eurotiales; Aspergillaceae.